This is a messenger RNA of Punctularia strigosozonata HHB-11173 SS5, 2285 nucleotides long. RefSeq lists its product as uncharacterized. The coding region runs from base 1 to 2253 and encodes 750 amino acids. The record is from RefSeq and is a predicted model, not a curated record. Gene Ontology annotation, biological process: RNA processing. The transcript is spliced from 3 exons. Gene Ontology annotation, molecular function: ribonuclease III activity. NCBI's taxonomy places the organism in Eukaryota, Fungi, Basidiomycota, Agaricomycetes, Corticiales, Punctulariaceae.
AUGGUGCGGUUACCCCCGGCGGGAUUGCUUCAGAGUGCCGUGCUCACUGCUAUCGCGGAUCCAUCGUAUACCUUCUCCCUUCCUCAAGUACCAGAAGACAUGUGGCGUGAGCUCUCAAAAGACUGCGCCAGAUCUCACUGUCGCAAUCCAUACUGCAAGCACGAGAACGAUCGACUGGAAUUCAUCGGGGAUUCUCUCGUAUAUACAGCGAUCGCUCUGGAGCUUCAUCGGCAGUAUCCAAACUCUCCUAGCGGCUUCUACACCAUCAUCACCCAGGUUCUCACCACGAAUCUCACCUUCUACCAUCUCCUUGACAAGCGACAGCCUCAUCUGGCACGUGGACCUUGGUAUGAACGCGCACUGUGGAGAUCUAUCGUCCCACUGGAACCUCAUGAUUUAUGGUCCAUCCUUCCGCGGGGAGUCAACGAUCGCCUCAAGACCGGCGGCGAUCUGUUCGAGACCGUGAUCGGCGCGUCGUUUCGUAGUCGCACCGACGUCGGGGAUGGAUUCGCUGGUAUAUGCGCGUGGACGUGUCGUACAUUCUCGCCCUUGAUUGCGGUUGCUGCCCGUGCAUUUCAUGACUAUGACCCAAACACUGCUCGCGAAUACGGUGGACUCAAGCGCAGCUAUUCGGGAUCCUUCUGUCACCCUGAAAAGCGUCCGCGCAUGACGUAUAACUCGCCUGUCCCUGCGGGUUCGCCAAGCAGUAUCCGGUCUCGCCCGCCCAUCGUGUCAACUCCCAGCAAAUCUGCCCUUGGCGUGGAUCCGGAAAGGCCCAGAAGUGACAGCAGCCAGAACUCUGCUAAGCCUGUGUCUCUCAAUCCCGACAUACAGGCUCGUCCGAUUAAGAAGCUACCUCUGCAUGCUCGUCUCACGACUCCGGUCCCCCAAGUGCUUGCUUCAGGUCCUCUAACUGUCCGUCUUCCGUUGCAACCUCAUCCACUGCGGCGAUUUGGUAAUGGCUCUUUACGCUCUGAGGCUUUUGACUUUUCAAGGCCUCCGAGCACGCCGACACCUCCUACGCGGACCUCUGGAGUGGAUCCGAAAGGCAUCCUCUCGCCUUUACCUCUGCGUACGCCUGCUCGAACCAUCAACCCGCUGAAGGAAUUCGAAUCGCGCCUGCAUGCUUCUCCAGCCCAGGUCCGGCUGUCGAAACGCCUCACUGAAUACUGCGAACUCGCACAAGACGAUGAUGUCGUUGAGAUUGAUCCUCCUCUUAGCGGAAUUUUGGCCUCGAAUGCCUCGAAGAAGUCCUCUGCCCCCGUGGAGGUCAUCGAUCUGACCCUCGACGAUGACGAGGAUAAUGACGGAGAUACCGUGACACAGAUUCGGUUAGAUGAGACGGCAGGAGACUCACAUGCGAGUGAUCAGCAGGACAACUCUGAUGACCACACCCCAGACGACCUGCUCACGGGGAGGAUACUCGAAGAUAUGGAUUUAGGGUCUGGAGAUGCGAGCGUUAUUCUGUCCGUUCCUCCCUCUCUUGAAACCGACUCCAAUGCCGAUGACGUGGAAGAUGCAGUCGAAGUUCAGGACCUGCUUGGCGUAGAGCGCAUGUUUAACUGGCUGCAGGAUAUCGGAGCUCCGGUUACCAAGAUUUCGUUCCCAGGGGCAGGUGAAAACGGUGUGCUCAAUUCUGGUAUCUUCAAUCGUGCAAAGGCGCUGGCGAGCACUCUUAUUGCCCCGUUGACAUCGAGGGCGCCUGUCAAGUUCACGGCAACACCGUCCGCGUCUUUGGAGGACAUCGGCUUGCUUAGCACUGUGAAGUCAGCCGAGCGGGUGCCGGCCGUGCCUCCGGCGGCGUUCGCCCUCUCUCCCGAUAAGGCACCUCUGGCAAUGACCAAAAAAUCCGGAACGAAACCUCCUUGGAAAUCGUCUGUGCCGUUGCGAGAUGCACUCAACGCACACGUCGACGUUCAGACGAUUACAGGGAAGCAACCACAAAUCACCGCGGAGAAGCGAAGCCACGAAUCCACUCACGACGAUUCCACGCGGCUCAGGUCGAAAGCAAGCUCAAGUCGCCUCCCAGGACCUGAUAAGCGCCGUUCACCUCCAUGGAAUCCCAGUCCUCGGCGUUCACGCACGUUGUCCAGCCGUACCGAGCGAGAAAAUGUUGGUGACGAUCGCCAUGAAAGAGCGCCACACUUGGACAAGGAACGGUCGUACGGUAGUCGCUUCUUCGCAUCGUGGUUGGGUACAGAAGACCGAUCAUGGAGACCUUCUGAUGAUAGGCCCACGAAACGUCGUCGGUGAAAGCGUCCUGUCCUGCAUGUUCCGAUCAGCCC